This is a messenger RNA of Peronospora farinosa, 2220 nucleotides long. Lineage: Eukaryota; Oomycota; Peronosporomycetes; Peronosporales; Peronosporaceae. The record is from the annotation of a GenBank genome assembly.
AUGGCGGAAGAUCCAGCGCCUCCGCCUCAAGCAGCGACCAAUACUAAAUUCUACAUGAAAAAUGCCAUAUUCUCCAUGCUUUCUCUUUAUGUAGCGCAUCAAUUUGCCGGUUAUAUCUCGGAUCGCGAGGACCCCAUCGCUUGUGACCUGCAUGUGAAUGACCAUUCGUGGUUUGGUGAAAAACGUUACGAGUCACUGCGUUUCUUUGACCCUAAAAAGACCCAUCAUGAGACACAAUACGUGGCAAUGCGUGACGGUAUUGACUUGGCCGUCGAUACGUAUCUAGCUGAUUAUCUCUGGAACAAACAGGAGAAGGUACCCACUGUGCUCUUCCCGACACGUCACGGCCGCGGCUACACCCUCGAUUUUCCCUUUAAUCUUUUUACACGUUACGAGCGCAAAUUUACAAACCCACGGGUGAAUGCCUACGUGCAGAGGUUUGUUACGAAUGGAUAUGCGUGGGUCUCAGUGGACGUGCGGGGCACGGGCGUCUCGGCCGGCACGAAAGCUCACGACUUUGCCGACGCUGAAGUGCAAGAUGCCUACGACAUCAUUGAGUGGAUCACAAAGCAGCCUUGGAGCAAUGGAGAAGUUGCUGUCUUUGGUCAGGGACUCGAUGGAGUUGGCGCACUAUUGGUAGCGGCUAGUGGCCACCCGGCACUCAAGGCCGUAUCGGUCAAUAGUGCACCCAUUGAUGUAUUCCAGAACGCGCUGUUUCCUGGAGGUGUCAAAAAUGAGAAGGCGCUAAACGACUGGGCAUCGUUCACGCGUGCUACGGACUCCCAGGUCCGUUGGGAUCAAAUUCCGACGUUCAAGCCGCGACUUAUGCUGAAACACUUCGGCGGCAACGUCUACCGCGUGGACGACGACGACGCCAAGUUUGACAAUUAUAUUCACCAGCACACUAAGAACCCGGACUUAGCUCGAGAGCUUAAGAACGUGCACUUCCGUGACGACAAGCUGGCGUCGAGUGGUGUAACAGCUGAACAGCUGGAUGCUAUUCGCCACCUUGGCGCGAUUGCUGCUUCAGGGGUUGCGGUGCAGACGUCAGCUGGUUUCUUUGACAUGGGCGUGGCGCGCUCUAGCAUCUUGCUGUUCCAGUACCUGACCAAUACGCUAGACGCAGAUACGGCCUCACUACUCCCAGAGCUUCCCAAGAAAGCGCUCGAGGCUGUAGAGAAGGACGCCGCCCACUACCGUCUUACUUUGGGUCCAUGGAGUCACGCUGGUGUCGACAAUGCGGACCCUUUUGCCCAAUCGAAGCAAAAGUGCUUUUACCACUUGGACGAAGUGAGUCGAUUCUUUGACUACCAUAUGUAUGCUAAUCGCCGCAAGAUCACGAAGCUCGAGGAAGAGCUGCCUGUGCAUUACUUCACCAUAGCGCACAACCGCUGGAAGGAGUCGAAUACGUGGCCGCCGACUUACCUGAGCGACGAGACGUUCUACCUUGGCGCUAGUCAGAAAUUUCAGGCAGCCCCGGAGCGUGAGACAAGCGAAGUGACUCGUAACGUGACAGUGAAGCCUACGCUAGAUGCAGUUUCGCGCUGGAACAUGCUUGACCACUUGUUUGGUCUGCGCCCGUUUUACUACCACGACCGCACGCCGCUCGCUGACCAUUACACGACGUUUUUGACUCCGGAGCUGCCGCUGAUUGAAAUCACUGGCGAAGCGGAGCUUCGUUUAUUUUUUUCAGUAGACCAGCCUGAUGUUAAUCUUGUGGCCUAUCUCGAGGACGUCGACCACACUGCUCCGUUUCCAAACGAAAACAAGCGCUCGGGUACCACGUACAUUACGGAGGCGCUACUGAAUCCCGUGCAUAAGACAAUUCACCCGGACACACACGUCCACUCGUUUAAGCGUGCCGACUCGCGUGAGAUCGUGCCUGGUCAGGUGUACGAGGCUGUUUUCCGCUUCGAGUCGACGUCAUAUGUUGUCAAGCGUGACCACCAGAUCCGAGUGUCUGUGGGUAUUGCCAGUCCGCCUGACUUUGGUUUAGCUGGUGAGAAGGAAGCCACUACGCUUACUAUCUACUUUGGAGGCGUCUACCCGACCAAACUCACUCUACCGUUGUACACGGGUAUUUACAACGCCAAUGUUGUACCGCGUGCUAAGGGUGUGGACGACCUGGAAUCGAUUCCGACUGAAUCGAGCAAGAAGGCAUCGAAAGAAAAGGUUGUGGAAGAAUUUGCAGACGAAAUGGAGGUGAAGGACGAGCUAUAG